Messenger RNA from Mesorhabditis spiculigera, 1245 nucleotides. The record is from the annotation of a GenBank genome assembly. NCBI's taxonomy places the organism in Eukaryota, Metazoa, Nematoda, Chromadorea, Rhabditida, Rhabditidae.
AUGAUCACUCACGCGUCCGAUCUGCCCUCUCCAUCGUCACCAUUCUGUACGCUGAAGGCCUAUAGACCGAGGAGUGUCGCCUCCGGACACAGUGAUGCCGAGACUCUACGCAUUAAAGUGAAGUCACGAUUCGAGAGCGAUUUUCGGCGCGUAUCUUUUGUGGUGGACAGCCGACACGCGCUGCCGACAUGUCAAGAAUUCACCGAAUUAAUUUUCCUCCUCCACGGCCUCGGGGAAGAGCAGCGAAAUUCGGUGAAAAUCAUGUACACCUCGGCCGACGGCACAAACCUGCCGAUUUCGAAUGACGAGAACUUCUACAAAGCCCUCGAUGACAACGAGAAGCUGCUGCGUGUGGUCGUCCAGAAUAAAGCAGAGUCGCUCGAGGAGCGCUUCGGCUACGGUCUCUCCGAAACGACGUUGCGAAAGAAGAAAAAUAUCAGCAUCAGCGCCCCGCAGGAUUUUCGAAGGGUCUCCUCUAUCAUCGACACCGAUAUUCUGCCCCCAGAAAUCGUCCGCGUUCGCCUAUGCAAAUUUCACACGAACCUUCCCCUUGGAUUUUACAUACGAGAUGGCCUCUCCGAGCGCCUAACCAAUUGGGGCCCAGCCGCGGUGCCCUCAAUUUUCAUCUCGAGGCUUUUACCGUCUGGCCUAGCCGCCUCGACAAAUCUUCUCCACGAGGGCGAUGAAAUUCUCGAAGUGAACGGCAUUGAUAUCUGCAGCAAGACCCUCGACCAGGUGACGGAUAUCAUGGUGGCUAAUGCUCAAAACCUCGUGCUCACCAUCCGGCCAGCCCAUGAUUUUGUCCAUCAUAAUCGGAUGACUCGCCUGGCCUACGCCCCGCCCCCGUAUCCUUCCACUUUCUCGCCGAUGAGCCUACGCGACAAUACGCCGAUACCGAUGGGACAUUACGGUGGAGGUCCUCACUUCCACAUCGCCCACCCGGGCAGCCCGUACAUUCACGGUGCCCCGGAGGUGUACUCCAUCGGCGAGCAGUUCAGUCGCGCGUCCAUUAACACGGCUUCGACGAGCAGCGGAAGCAGUGGAUCCGGACGGAAUUGGAGGAGGAAUCAGAAUCAGCCCCCAGACGCCUACCCGUCUCCGCAUCUCCCACCGUACCUCCCGCCACAAAUCUCGAUCCGGCGCAUCCCACGCCCAUUCUCCGUACACACGGACGCCUUCGUACCCCACGAAAAACAAGUGCCCAUUCAGGCACAUCGAUUUUCUGGCAUCUACCAUGAACGAUAU